Miscanthus lutarioriparius is the source of this 1275-nucleotide messenger RNA. Lineage: Eukaryota; Viridiplantae; Streptophyta; Magnoliopsida; Poales; Poaceae. The record is from the annotation of a GenBank genome assembly.
AUGACCCAUGGCAUGUCUGACAUAUUUAACAUUUCAGUGCCCGAGUUAAUUUAUAUACUCAACAUCUUGGUUGAGCGCGGUGGUAGGUCCUCUGGUUGGGAGGCUGCCGGCCAGGGUUCAAAUCCUGGAUUGCAUGGAAAAAACAAUAGCAGGGACAAUGGUAAUCCUAUCCGAGUUAUUCGAGGUCAUUUGUCAAAAAAUAGCUAUACGGGAAAGAUCUACACCUACGAUGGACUUUACAAGGUUGUAGAUGACUGGGUACAGAACGGAGUGCAAGGCCAUGUGGUUUUCAAAUUUAAAUUGAAGCGGCUUGAGGGUCAGCCAUCAUUGACGACUUCUGAGGUGCGAUUUACUCGUGCAGAAGCUCCCACAACUAUUUCUGAAUUGCCUGGACUGGUUUGUGACGACAUCUCUGGAGGGCAAGAAAAUAUUCCAAUUCCUGCUACUAACUUGGUUGAUGAUCCACCUGUUCCUCCAUCUGGUUUCACAUACUUGAAGUCUCUAAAAAUUCCAAAGGACAUCAAGAUUCCAUCUAGUAUUAUUGGCUGUGAUUGUGAAGGAGAUUGUGCUACCAACAAAAAUUGUUCAUGUGCUCAGCGCAAUGGUUCUGAUCUGCCUUAUGUAUCAUAUAAGAACAUUGGCAGGUUGGUGGAGCCCAAAGCAGUUGUAUUUGAAUGUGGGGCUAACUGCAGUUGCAACCAUGAUUGUGUAAACAGAACAUCUCAACAGGGUUUGCAGUAUCGCUUAGAGGUAUUUAAGACAGCUUCAAAAGGUUGGGGAGUCAGGACUUGGGACACUAUCCUCCCUGGGGCUCCCAUCUGUGAGUACACGGGGGUGUUGAGGAGGACCGAAGAUUUGGAUGGUUCACAAAACAACUAUUGUUUUGACAUCGACUGUCUUCAAACCAUGAAGGGUUUGGAUGGAAGGGAGAAAAGAGCUGGAUCUGAAAUGCACCUGCCUAAUCUUCAUCCUGAGAAUGAUUCAGAUGCACCUCCUGCACCUGAGUACUGCAUAGACGCUAGUUCUAUUGGCAAUUUUGCCAGAUUUAUAAAUCACAGCUGCCAACCUAACCUUUUCGUCCAGUGCGUUUUGAGCUCACACAAUGAUGUUAAACUGGCAAAAGUGACGCUUUUUGCUGCUGACACUAUACUUCCUCUUCAGGAGCUAUCCUAUGACUAUGGUUAUCGCUUGGACAGUGUUGUUGGGCCUGAUGGAAAAAUUGUGAAGCUGCCUUGCCACUGUGGUGCUCCUGAUUGCCGGAAGCGCCUCUACUAG